UUGUGCCCAAACCGAAGAUCCCUAUCGAGACGACGACUAAGACAUGAGAGUGGGGGGAAACCAGAAUGGCCUUCUUCUUCUUCCUCCUCUUCUUUCAACAAACCAGGAUGUCUCCACCUGCGUGAGCAUGGCAUGCCCGGCCUCUGUUUUCCCAGGAGUUUGUGCAGCGGACCCAGGGAGGCUGCUCUUAGAACUUCACACUCCAGAGUUCCCUUCUGGAUCGGCUCUCGGGGCCUGCGGCUCAUUCUUUUAGAAUUGCAUGGACGAGGACCUGUCUCUGCCCUGCUUGAGUGGAUUUGAUUUUAGGAGACAGCCAUUUGGAGCCACCGCCAGCGAAUACGAGUGUCCCUCCUGCCCCAGUUGCCGCCUCACACACCAGACCCAACCCUCUUGGGGUAGGUUCUCUCCUGGCCCGGCUGGUGCAUUUUGGGUUCCUCUGCGUGAGUCAGUAAGUCCUUGGGAGGAGAGAAAAGCUGAUCCAAGGCAGAAGUCUCCGCAGCUGAACAGCCUGGGCUGCUGUGGCAUUUACCUCUCGGCACUGAACACAUCCGACUUCCGGACUCAGUCAUUUUGGUGUCUAGAAAUUUCUUCCGUCAUCUACAACAGCUGAAGACGCGGCUUUGGAAGUUUCCACGGAAGACAGUGCACCUGCCUGGAUAAGCCAGAAGUGACGUUCCCACGUUGCUGUCUCCAGGGUCCUGAGAACACACACCGGCCUGGGGUCCCUGUCCCCGCUGCAUGGCGUUGGUCGCCGCCCACUGAGGGCUCUUCCCUGCAGACUCUGGACUGUCGGCAGGACGGGGCGGAAGAUGCUGAGUUCCAUCAAGUGCGUGCUGGUGGGCGACUCCGCGGUGGGGAAGACCUCCCUGCUGGUGCGCUUCACCUCGGAGACCUUUCCUGAGGCCUACAAGCCCACGGUGUACGAGAACACGGGUGUGGACGUCUUCAUGGACGGCAUCCAGAUCAGCCUGGGCCUCUGGGACACGGCGGGCAACGACGCCUUCAGGAGCAUCCGGCCCCUGUCGUACCAGCAGGCCGACGUGGUGCUGAUGUGCUACUCGGUGGCCAACCACAACUCCUUCCUGAACCUGAAGAACAAGUGGAUCGGUGAGAUCCGGAGCAACCUGCCCUGCACCCCGGUGCUGGUGGUGGCCACCCAGACUGACCAGCGGGAGGUGGGGCCCCACAGGGCCUCCUGCAUCAAUGCCAUCGAAGGGAAGAGACUGGCCCAGGACGUCAGGGCCAAGGGCUACCUGGAGUGCUCGGCCCUUAGCAACCGGGGCGUCCAGCAGGUGUUCGAGUGCGCGGUGCGGACUGCUGUCAACCAGGCCCGCAGACGGAACAGGAGGCGGCUGUUCUCCAUCAAUGAGUGUAAGAUCUUCUAGACCCCGAGAGACUUCACCCACCCACCGCUCAGGUCCUCCCCCCAGAGACUGCUGGGGUGAGGGAGGGCAGGCCGGCCGGGAAGCUCGGAGCGCUUUCUGGGCACCCCCUGAGCCAUUUCCUUUUGGAUACAGUUAUCCACGACACUUGGCCGUAGAGGUUUGUACUGAGUGCUACAAAGGAGUUCCUGCCCAGUCCCAAGGGCAGACCCCUUGGGAAGCUCUGUUGACUAUUCCACCCUGGAUGACAAAACUCAAACGUCCAUGACAUUGGACAAUGAAGCGAGUGUGCCAACGCCUUUCGUAUUUAAAGACGCUUUUUAUUUAAAUAGUAACAAAAUGUCUAGCUCUUGUGUAUACUUAAUUUUUGCACCCGAAAAGUCUUUUCCCACGAACUCGAAAACGCAAACAGCUAUGUGCAUGGAAGAACUCAGCCCUGUUUAAAGUGUUGGUAUUUUUGUCCCAAGUAGUCAUUUUAUUGAAACCACUGGCCUGCCGGGGUUUAGUAGGUAAUCCGGUUCGGAAAUAUCCACGAAGACCCUUGCCAUUCAUGUUGCGCCUGUUACUCAGCGUUGUAUUUAAAACGCAAUUUUAUAACAUGAGGUGCUUCGAAACCGCCUGAUGAUUUUGAACAGUUGGCGCUGUAUUUCUCUGUAACUAAAAACAAAAGCGUUUACUAGAACAGCCAGUGGUGUGGUAGUUAAGCUACCUAGAUCCCACAUGGCUGACCGAGUGGUUCGAAUCCUGGAUCCAAAGAUUUGGAAAACCUACUGGGCAUGGGUGCCCAGAAUCCUGAGAGGAGAAGCGAUGGCAGCAUGGUUGCCCCCUGCUCCAAGGGUGCUUUCUCACUGUCCCUUUCUCUUACUCUGUGUCUCUCUGGUGAGUGCAUGUGCCCUAUAGUAAAGUGAAUAAAAGAGCAUUUAUUUAUAAUAUUUCCUUUUGCUCACCUCGAGUUAUGAUCUGAUUUACCUUCCACUCAAAGAACUCUAAGUUUCCCUAUCUCACGCACCAAGACAGAAGGAAGGAGGGCCAGCCUGCCCCAGGUCACAGCAGCAGGACGUGGAACAGGUGAGCAGUCCCACCUGGCCCCAGGAGCUGCAGCUGGCCUGCUAGUCCGGACACAGUGGGGCUCUCUGGCUGCAGGUCUUGCAAGAGAGAGGGGGACCCCACGUUCUGUGGGAUGGUGAACAAAUCCCAUCCACGCUCUAACCUGAGCUGGCCUGGCAACGCGACUUAGUAGUUUUCUGGAGUACUUGGUAAUCGGAGUACUUGGUAAGGUGUUUACCUACCCGGGGGAUGUUCAGAAAGGUCAUAGAAAAAUGCAUAUUAUGAAAAAAAUCUAUGCCUGGCUUCAAAGUUCUUUUGUGCCAAAAUAAACUCAUACUUUAAUUGCA
Molecule: messenger RNA, 2776 nt
Organism: Tupaia belangeri chinensis (Chinese tree shrew)
Lineage: Eukaryota; Metazoa; Chordata; Mammalia; Scandentia; Tupaiidae
Gene: RHOH
Product: ras homolog family member H
Exons: 3
Coding region: 810-1385 (191 amino acids)
Biological process (GO): small GTPase-mediated signal transduction
Molecular function (GO): GTPase activity; GTP binding
Source: RefSeq, a predicted model, not a curated record